Messenger RNA from Prorocentrum cordatum, 1995 nucleotides. Lineage: Eukaryota; Dinophyceae; Prorocentrales; Prorocentraceae. The record is from the annotation of a GenBank genome assembly.
AUGGGGAAGCCGAAGAACUUCACAGGCCGGGAGGACGACUGGCACCAGUGGGCCAUCACGAUGCUGGCGUACGCCCGGGCCAUCAGCGAGCGCCUCCUCUUCUUGAUGGACGAGGCCGAGCUCAGCACCGAGUUCAGCACCCAGCUGUACUACAUCCUCACGACGCUGCUCGAGGGCAAGGCAUCGGACAAGGUCACGCUCGUGGGGUCGCUCACAGACGAGCACGAGGGCAAGGCCGUGACGAGGGCCAAAGGGCUGUUGCAGCAGGUGCUGGGCUUCGGGUUCGAGUCGGACGACGUCUUGCAUGAGCUCGGCCGUUUCGAGAAGGUGGUUCAGCAGUACGAGAACGCGACAGGCAAGACUGUGGACGACGAUCUCCGCACGGGGAUCGUGAUCAUGAGCAUCCGCCAGGACGACCUGGCGAGGCACGUGGUGAUGAACUCGGACCGGUUCGACACGCAUGAUAAGAUCAAGGACGAUAUCAUCGGCAUCUACCGGACCAAAGAGUACCUUGUCACUGGCCCUUUGCCCAUGGACGUCAGCGCGGUCGACGCGCGGGCGCGCUGUGACGUCUGCGGCAAGACCGGCCACACCCGUCGAGACUGCUGGUAUCAAGGCAAUCCUGUCGGCAAGGGCCGCGGCAAGGGCAAGGACGGGGGCAACAAAGGCACGGGCAAGAAUAAGGAUGGAGGCAAGAACAACGAGGGCGUCAAGUUCGGAGGAGGGCGUGGUCACGGCGGCGGCGGCAAAGGUGGAGCUGGUGCUGGUAAGGGAGACACCCACUUCAACGGUGAGUGCGGCUACUGCGGAAUCUGGGGCCGCAAGCGGGCGCAUUGCCGGAAGCUACAGGCAGCUCGUGGCCAGGAGGGCCAGCGCCGGCAGAUCGGGCAGCUGAGACGACAAGGUUCUGCUACCACGUCCCUUGCAUCCACUCAGCAGCUCGGCUCGCUGGUGCUCUGUUCGGUUGAGCGCGGCGAGAUCGGGAGCGUUGGCGACAGGCUCGUGAGGAUCGGCGUGGACUCUGGGGCUGGCGUGACUGUCUGGCCCAAGGACCUUUGCAGUGACUGCCCGAUCAAGUACGCGCCGGAGUCGAGGUCGGGCCUCGAGCACGUACCAGCCGGCAAAGGCAGCAAGGGCAUCGUGGAUCUCGGCGAGAGAACGUGCGACAUGGUCAGCAGCGACGGCCAUAAUCUGAGCAUGAAGGUGCACGUCUGCGACGUCCGCAAGCCGCUGCUGAGCGCUGCGGAAGUGAAUGACAUGGAUUUGGACGUGCACUUCUACGCGGACAGCGAAAAGGGCGCCUGCGCGAUCCACCCGCAGACCGGCAGGAGGGUGAGCAUCGAGCGCAUCAACAUCGUUCGAAAUCGAGGCGCCCGUGCCCCCUUGGUCGGGGGGCAGCGGGCAGGCUUGACCGUAGGGCGCGACGUGGGCAAGAAGCAGUUGCGGUGGGGGCCCGUGACCUUGGCACCCCUGCAGGCGCAUGGCGACGCGGACGUUGGACGGCCAAAGUUGCGAGUCCUGGCGAGUCCGACGAUGCUUGCUCCAGACGAGGUGGCCGAGCACAACGCGUGCCACCUCCCGCGUCGAGCUUGGCGCAGACAUUGCGCGGCUGGGCGCGGCAAGGCCGAUCAGCAUCGAGCUUCUGAGGCCGCGGGCCAGACCCCCACGCUGCGCGCCGACUACGGUUUCCUAUGCGAGAAGCACGAGGUCGAGAAGAUCGAGAGCUCGACCAUCCCUUUCAUCGUUGUCAAGGACGGCCCGCCUCCGACGGGCGCGCGCUGGCUGGACGCCCACGCGGCGCAGAGCAAGGGUGUCCAGCACGAGUACUCCGCCAGGAUCGUGGCCCAGGACAUCGUCAGCACUCGCCGCGACAGAUUCAUCUUCAAGUCCGACGGCGAGCCGGCUCUGGAGGCAGUCAAGAAGAGCGCGGUCUCCGAGGUCCGCCGGACUGGCGCGGAGGUCAACGUCACCCCAGAGUUCACCGAUCUCCGCGCG